This is a messenger RNA of Cynocephalus volans (Philippine flying lemur), 5489 nucleotides long. Its product is annotated as leucine-rich repeat-containing protein 37A-like. The coding region runs from base 1 to 5418 and encodes 1805 amino acids. The transcript has 15 exons. The record is from RefSeq and is a predicted model, not a curated record. Gene Ontology annotation, molecular function: protein binding. Lineage: Eukaryota; Metazoa; Chordata; Mammalia; Dermoptera; Cynocephalidae.
AUGUCCCAGUUGCGCUUUUGGGCCCUCUGGCUUCUGACGUUUGCACCCUUAUGGAUGCUAGUUCAGGUGGCUCCCCUUCCGGAGUGGGCCAGGCGCCCUGUCCCACUGACCUCCAUCCCCCCAGAGCUGACUGAGACUUGGUCUUUGCGCUCCUCUGAACUGCCACCUGGAUCACCCCAUGCGUUUAAGCGCCCGGCAGCCGCAGGGAGCUUUGGUUACCUGGGAUCCUCCGCUGCCUUCCAGAUGUUGGUCUGGUUUCGGGAAUUGGCCAAGAAGCUGAUUCCAUCGCUGGGCCCGGAUUCAGCUCAAGAACUGCCCCCAGAGCCGGAUCGGUUUGCGGUUCUGCAUCGGGAUCUGCGUGACAAGCUGGCUCGGCCACAAAGGCUCCCAGACAUGGUUCCAGUGCAAGACUGGCAACAGAAUCAGGCCCUGGUUCUGCCUCUUAGACUGAAAAGUAAGAUUCAAACCGUAGACAGUGAGAGUUCAAAAGCAACCAAGUUUGUUGUUUCACCCCGGAAGAGAGAUCUCACUCAGCAUCCGCGGCUUGCCAAGAUUCUUGGAAUUCCAGACACAUUUGCAUCAAAACCUAAGCAUCCGAAACAAAUCUUGCAGGAUGAUAAUGGAUUUUCAAGUAUGGAUAUAGAUUAUCCUGAAUUUCCUCGAGAAUCCCAGAGGGACCCAGAUGAGCAUCUAGAGGCCCCCGAGCCAGUUGAAACUAAUCAAUUACAGCAAGAGGCUCUAUCUCAAAACCUAGAGCUCCCUGAAGAGAUCCAAUCCUCUCCACCCCAGCAAGACCCAGCUCAGCCUCCACAGCCUCCUGAGCAGGAAGAAGCUUCAACCCAACAGGAGGCCCUAGCUCAGCCUCCAGGCCCUGCUGUGGAGGCCAAACCAUUUCCCAGUGAGCAGGAGCAGGCAGCUCAGACUUCUGAGUCUCCUGAGGAGAGUGAACUUUCUCAAACCCAGCAGGAACAACCAGCUCAGUCUCCAGAGCAUCAUGAAAUGACGGUUUUACCUCUAGGUCACCAACAAAGUCAGCAUUUAAGCUUGCCUGGUACCACUACUAAACCUCCAGAUCUGCAGAUUACCAUAACAGCAGAACCUGCUGCAGAGGUGGGAACUUUUCCAACUUACCAUGAGUCUACUGCUCAGCCCUCAGUGCCAACUAAUGAUGUGGAACCUUCUACAACCCAGCAGGAGGCCCCAACUCUGCCUCCAGGGCCUCCCGAAGAGGUUGAACCUUUGCCAUCUCAACAAGAGGCUUCAGGUCAAUCUCAAGAACCUAUGAAGGAUGAGGAGCCCUCUCCAGCCCAGCAGGAGGCUGCAGCUGAGCAUGCACAGACCACCGAGGAGGCAGAACCUUCUGCAGCCCAGCAGGAGGCUGCGGCUGAGCAUGAACAGACCACCGAGCAGGCAGAACCUUCGGCAGUGCAGCAGGAGGCUACGGCUGAGCAUGCACAGACCAACGAGGAGGAAGAACCUUCUGUGGACCAGCAGGAGGCUGCGACUGAGCAUGCACAGACCACCGAGGAGGCAGAACCUUCUGCGGCCCAGCAGGAGGCUGCGGCUGAGCAUGCACAGACCACUGAGGCAGAACCUUCUGCAGUGCAGCAGGAGGCCCCAGCUCUGCCUCCAGAGCCCCCUGUGGGUGCCGAACCUCCAGCAGUCCAGCAGGAGCACCCAACCCAGCCUCUAGCACCUUCUGUCGAAGACUCAGUUCAUCUUCCAUUGGAUGAUGAGAUGACAUUUUCACCUCUAGAUCUCUCUUAUAUAUUCAGAAGUCAUGAUUCAACACUGCCUAGUACAACAGUUACACAUGUGGAUGUGGAGCUCACCAUGACUACUCCAGAGCCUAGUGCAGAGGUUGAACCUUCUCCACACCAGCAGGAGGGCCCUGCUAAGCCUUCAGUUCCCACUGAGCAGGUUGAAUUUUAUCCAAUCCAAUCCCAUCCUUACUCCCAAACUCCAGAUUCCCUUGAAAACAUUGAAUUUGAUGUAGCCCAGCAAGAGGCCACAGCUCAGAGUCCGGAUCCUCUUAAGGAGGUAGGCCUUUCUCCAGUGCAACAGGAGGCCCCUGCUGGGCCACCAGAGCCCUCUAAGGAGGUUGAACCAUCCCACCAGGAGACUCCAGGCCUGCAACUAGAACCCCCUAAAGAGGCCGAACCUUCUCCAGUCCCCCAGGAGGCUGCAGCUCCACCUUCAGAGCCACCUAAGGAGGUAGAACCUUCUCCAGCUCAGCAGGUGGCCCCAUCUCAACCUGCAGAACUCCCUGAGAAGGUAGAACCAUCUCCAGUCUAUCACGAGGCCCUUCCUCAGCCUCCAGGUCCCCCAGAGGAGGCAGAACCUUCUCCAGUUCUGCAGGAGGUCCCAGCUCAGGCUGCAGAGCCCUCUGUGGUGGUGGAAUCCUCCCUGACACAGCAGUUGGCCCCAGCUCAGCCUCCAGAGCCAUCUAAGGAAGUUGUAGGUCAACCUCCAAUGAAUUAUGAGAUGACGGUUCCAGCACCAAGUCAGGAUCAAGCUCCAAAUCCAACGUCCAGUAUCACAGUUCAACCUUCGGAUGUGGAGGUUACCAUAACUCCAGAACCCAGUGUGGAGGCUGAACAUUCUACAGCCCUAAAGAAGACUACAGCUCCUUCUGCAAAGCCUCCCAAGGUAACAUAUCCACGUCCAGACCAGGUUCAGACUCAGCAUCCGAACCCGACUCCAGUCACAGCUCAACCUUUCGAUCUGGCACUUACCAUAACUCCAGUACCCACUAUGGAGGCUGAACAUUCUACAGCGCUGAAGAAGACUACAGCUCCACAUCCACACCAGGCCCAGACUCAGCAUCCAAAGUUGACGCAAGUCACAGUUAAACCUUUGGACCUGGAACUUACCACAACUACAGAACAUACCACAGAGCUGAAACCUUCUCCCACCAGGCAGGAUACCACAACUCAGCCUCCAGACCUGGAGCUUCCUGUAACUUCAGUAUCUACUACAGAGGCUGAGUACUCUACAGCCCUGGAGAAGAGCACAGCUCCACAUCCACAGCAGGUGCAGACUCAGCAUCCGAACCUGACUCCAGUCACAGCCCAACCUUUGGAUGUGGAACUUACUACAACUCAGCAUCCAUUGGUGUCUUCUGAAAACUACACCCCAGAAAAGAAUGCCAUGGAGAGCAUCAACCUCUGUGAGCUCUGUGUCUGCAGAGACGAGACACUGUCCUGUACUGGUCUCAGCCCAGAGCAGAGGCUCCGCCAAGUGCCUGUGCUAGAGCCCAAGACCUACAACGGCACCUUCACCAUCAUAAAUUUCCAAGGAAACGCUAUAUCUUCCAUUGAUAAGCAUGCGUGGGAAGCAUACCGCUGGACUGAGAAACUAAUUCUCAGUGAAAAUCAUUUGACUGAAUUACAUAAGGAUUCAUUUGAAGGCCUGCUCUCCCUCCAGCAUUUAGAUCUAUCCUGUAAUAAAAUACAGGCCAUUGAAAGACGCACAUUUGAAGCGCUGCCUUUUUUGAAGUCUCUAAAUCUUCGUUGCAACUUAGUCAGCGAAGUGAGCUUCGGAACAUUUCAGGCGUGGCACGGCUUUCAGUUUUUAAAUGAGUUAACUCUCAAUCAUAAUCCUCUGACUACUGUUGAAGAUUCACAUCUUUUUAAAUUGCCAGCAUUAAAAUAUCUAGACAUGGGAGCAACACAAGUGUCACUUACAACAAUUGAGAACACCAUCCUGAUGACUCUUGAAUUGGAAAAACUGAUUUUACCUCGCCAUUUGGCCUGCUGCCUCUGCCAAUUUAAAAAUAAUUUUGAGGUUGUCUGCAAGACAGUCAAGCUGCAUUGUGACAGUACAUGUCUGACAAGCACCACACAUUGUCUUGAAGAGGCAUCUCUAAAGAAUCCAGAAGGAAAAUUCAUGAAGAUAUUAAGAGCUCGGAAGAAGAACACAAGCACUGAGCUGACGAUUGAGCCAGAGAAGUCAUCCUCAGACAAAACUGGCAUGAACUGGGCAAAUGUGAAUGAGGAGCUAGAUCUAAAUGAUAAAAGUGAAAUUAUACAUGCACUAAAUUACUUAUUAUCUUAUCUACCAGAGGGAAACCUAGAAGAUAUACAAUCAACAUUAUUACCAUUAAUUAAGCUGCUUUUUUCAAAUGGACAGAAUGAAGAUAUGCCGCUGGAUUAUUUGAAAAAAAACACAAAUAGCCCCUCUCUUACACCUGAACCCAACAAUUCACCCUACACAAAUAAAUUGGGGAAGCUCCAUUUUCACAAAAAUUUGUUAGAUACAGAAACUGAAGAAAAAAUUGAUGAGAUUAAGAAGAAAGAAAAAACUGCCAUGCUUAUGCAGUCUAGUCUUUUAGGACCCAAAGUUAAACACCAACUAUUUUUAAAGAAAUUAGAAACUGCCCAACCACAGGAGGACAUCCUGGAAAAACUUGAGAGUAUAGGGAAAAGGCUACAGAGAGUGUACGGAGUCCUCAAGGGGCGAAGAGGCAGAAAGAACAGGCACGUCAAACAAGUGAGAGAUCAGAGCAGCAUUGAGGGGUCAGAGCAUCAAGAGGGAUCAGAGCACCAGAAGAAUUCUGCUGCAGAUUCUCCUGUGACUGCAUUAAAGUCAGUGCCAACUGCUAAACAAUCCAGUGAAACACAAUGGGAAUACGGCAGCCUGGAGACUGACUUACCCCUCAAGCACAAAGACUUCAGUCACCCAUCGCUUUCAUCCCCAGGUGAUCAAUUUGAAUUUCAGCUAAACCAGCACCUACAAUCCCUCAUGUCCAACAGUGACAUGAGAAGGCUCAUUUCUCAUGUUCUCCGGACUUUGAAAAUGGACUGCUCUGAGCCCUAUGUACAAAUGGCUUGUGCCAAGCUCAUCUCCAGAACAGGCUUCCUGAUGAAGCUUUUCAGUGAGCAGCAGGAAGCAAAGGCAUCCAAGGCAGAAUGGGAUCCGGACCAAUGGAAAACUGAGAACUUCAUCAAUGAGAGCCCAGAAGCCCAGGGUGAACAGAAAGACCAGGAGUCACCUGAGCUCACUAAAUAUGUUCCAGGAUAUGGCCAUGACAACAAACUCAUCUUGGCAAUAUCUGUGACUGUCGUAGUGAUCAUUUUGAUUAUAAUUUUCUGUCUCAUUGAGAUUUAUUCUCAUAGAGAAGGACCAGAAGGGUCCCCAGGGGGCUGUUUCAGAUUUCUGCGGCAUAGGAAAUUCUCAAAGAAAAAUCACUGUCAGAAGGGCCUUUUCCUGUUAUGGAAGCCUGUUUGGCUUAGGGAUAUAUAUAAACCACUGAGAGCUACCCACCAGAAAAAUAUAUCCAAAAAGCUGCAUGACAAGACAUCUUCUGAUGAGGAUGAGAGGGCGCUCCCUGAAUCAGCCCGAACAGAGGACUCCGUGUACAUAGAUAUGCCUGACGAGGGAGAGGAAAGCGAGGUGCCCGAGGGGAACACAGAGUGACCCCGUCCUGCCUCAGGCCACCUGCAAAUCUUAUUUUCUAACCUUUCAGCACUGCGUGUAAAAUCCUUUUU